AUGGAAGGUCUGGAAACUGGACCGAUGAGUAGCUCCAGUUCGGAUCCGCUGUUGUCUGCAGCGCUGUCCAGUCGUUCGCCGGCAACGUCAACAUCUGAAGAAUUUCGUUCACACUUGAGUGACUCGUCUUAUCGUAAUGGACGUCUAAGUCCUCAUAGUACAAUUGUUGUUACAACGGCUGCGUUUAAUCAGUAUACAACGCUGACUAAUCUUCAACCAUUGCCGCCGAUAUCAACUGUAACAAAUUCAUCAGAGAAAUUUGCUCGAAGUAGUCCUCCGGUAACGGAAUCUAGGACAAAUAAUUCAUCAACAAAUUUAUUUUUUCAAACUCCUUCCAGUAGCGCUUUAAGCGCACCAUUAUCUUUUAAUACCUUUCCAUAUAAUGUUAACAUCAAAUACGAGUAUGAUAUGAAAACGGAACCUGAAAUUGAUGAUACUCGAACAGAACCAGUAUCUGGUCGACAAGCGUCUGAUUUUUCAAAUUCAAAUUCUUUACAUCUACAGCUGCAGCAAAUUAACGAAUUCUCACCCUCUCAUUCGCCCUAUGUACCGCCGUUCACAAGCGUCAUUGAAUUACGUGCACCAAAACAGGAGAAACUCUGUUUUGGUACCGCGAAUACGUUUGAAACAUUCACUACGUCGAGCGAAAUACUCGAUUCGGGAACGAUCGAACGUAAUGAAAGGAGUAAUUCAACGCCACUUCAAGAAGAAGUUACAUCUGCACCACCUGAUUCGCCGGAUUCAGGAAGCGAUAUGGAAGAACUAAAUACCAAGGAGCUUGCACAACGGAUUUCAGCAGAACUCAAACGUUAUUCAAUUCCUCAAGCAAUAUUUGCUCAACGAGUUCUUUGCAGGUCGCAAGGUACAUUAUCGGAUUUAUUACGUAACCCAAAGCCAUGGUCGAAACUAAAAAGUGGUCGAGAAACGUUUCGACGGAUGGCUAAAUGGUUACAGGAACCGGAGUUUCAACGAAUGUCCGCUCUUCGUUUAGCAGGUAUUACGGCUUUACUUUAA
Enterobius vermicularis (human pinworm) is the source of this 1014-nucleotide messenger RNA. The record is from the annotation of a GenBank genome assembly. Lineage: Eukaryota; Metazoa; Nematoda; Chromadorea; Rhabditida; Oxyuridae.